UUCAUUUAUUCCUACGUGAGCAGACCCACUACACUUCUUGCAUAUAAACAGUGAAAAUUACAAUAUAAAGGACUUAAUAUACCUUCUCUCGGAGUAAUUUUACCAGUAGUCAAAGCCUUGCCUGCCUAGCAGGGCUGAAGUAUAUUUUCUGCAGGUAAUUUCAACACCUUAAGUACUUACAUGAUGCCUGGCACAUAAUAAAAAUAGAGAGCUGCAAAAGAUGGAAAUACAACAGAAGUGGCAAGCCCAGCCGUGCGAGGGCCCUUUGGGAAUGGAAUGAAAGCUGGAGAAACCCGCUCACCUGCCCAUCCCUGCAAAGACUGACUGUCCGAUCUGGGCCCUUCCCUGAGGUCACAGGGUUUAUAGUUCUUUUCUUAAAAAUCAUCUGGGUCCCCAAACACGGUUAGCUUUGUACCAAUGUGAACCAGAGCAAAGACAACACGACAGAAACUGUUCCUUCUGAAUCCCCUUCUCGGCUUUAUUCCAGUCCUGGUCACGCCCCACUGAGUUGUAUGAAGCUAUUUGGGAAGACAAGUUUCCAUCAGUGAAAAAAAAGGGAAGGAACAUGAAGAAGAACAAUGGCCCCAGAGGAGGAAUUUCUGUUUGACAUGAACAGAUGUGCUACCCCAGGAACAUCAUGUCAUUUCAAAAGAGCAAACACCCCAGUUGUUUGUUACACUGCCUAUUUACACUCCAUGCAGAGGAGACACACUUAAAAGGCUGGUUGUACUACACCUGAGCCUGCCCUACCAGGGAGAUGAACUAGAUAUUCCAAAUGUAACAGAUUUGACUAAGAAUUCAUUUGUCAUGGACCUUGAGAUCAUUUCCGUUGUAUUUUGGGGGUCUUUAUGAAAGAGAAUGACAGACUUCCUCCAGGAUCCAAGCAACGUGAUUCCAUCAGUACCCAGACCACCAGCAACUUCCUUAGAUUGGAUAUUUGACCAUUAGAGUAACUCAAGUGUUUAUCUAAUUAGCAAUUAGCUCUGUGAUGAAAAUUUUUUUAACUAUGGAAGAAACAUUAGAAAUAGCUGUAGAGUAAAAUCUAUAGGCUGGGGAUGGCCAACAUAGCAACCCACACAAUCAGGAGAGUGAGUCUUCUCCACCACGUCUGCUGGCUGUUUUUGGCAUCUGGGGCUUUGUCACCAGAUGCAGCUCGAAUGACUUAAUGCAACGGGUCAAGGAGAAGCUUGUGAUCCACAGACCUUCCAAGGAGGCUCGAUGGCCCAGCAAAGCAUGAAAGUAAGACCCGUGCUCCUGAAGCGGAACAGUCUGGAUUCAGUGGACUUUGUGAAACAGCCCCACCACCGCAGAAGCAAAUCCCAACAAGUCCGCUUCAAGGAGGAUGGAGCUAGUAAGAAUCAAGCUGGCCUGGCAGAGAUUGAUGUCCAAACAGAUCAAGACUCCACCCUGACAGGGAAGGUGCAGGCAUCUCGGCACCAUCAUCUACCCAACUAUUCCCUCUCCUUUCCCAGGUCCCAGAAGGGGGGGAACAUUCGGAACAUUGCAAUCCAAACUUCCCCCAGCCUUAGGAAGCACUUCCCUGUUUUUAAAAGGAAAAAGCUCACAGCCAGCAAGUCACUAGUGGAAAUGCCCACAGGGUCUAAAAACUCCAUCCAAGUCAAUGGCAAUCUCUCAGAGCAGGACAUCAUGUCUUCUGAUCUUGCCUAUUUACGGAUCACUAGGCAUUUAGAUGAUGUGCCUCAUAGAGGUAAGAAAGCGCAUCCAUUUUUUCCCAGAGUGUCCAAGGCACAAAGCAAUGGGCCUGUUAGCAUCUGCUUUGAAGCAGAUGCUCUGGGGCCCCCAGAAAAGGUGACAGCUUCUAUACAAGUUCCUGAUGACAUAUGUCACAGCCCUCCGUGGGGUACCAAAGCCCCCACUUACAGCAUGGACAGGCCUGCUGAAUUAAGCAACACAAUACAUCCUUGUGCUAAUUUGUGCCCAGGGGAUGUAAAUGGCAGGCUGCCCUCCUCCUGCUUGAGUACUGCCAGCGGUGCUCACUCCUUGCCUGGCAGAGAUAAAACGGACCCUGAAUUGCUUUUGCCCAAAGACACAUCUGUCAUGAAAGAGCAGGUUCCUUUAUCACCUCCAUCAAAGGGAACUUGCACUCCUUCACCUCCACAGACUCAUAGCUCCUCGCCUUGUUUCCUUGGAGAGCACAGACAGGCAGACCCUCCUGAAACUGUUUCUGACUGUGCUACACUGGGUAAUGAUCACAAGGACCUAAUAUCAUUGACAACUAGCAACAUGACAAAAUCUGCUACUGAGUGUCGGGAGGAAAAAGAGAAAAAUCCCAGCCAGGCAGAUCCUUUGGAGUUUAAAAACUGUUUAGGAAGCUUUCACCUCCAGUCUUCUCUCCCAAGGAGUGAAAUCAAACCUCCAACCAACAAAGAGAUUAAAGGAAUUAAUCAAAUUCACCUGGCACACGGUGAACUGUGUGACCUCCAAGGGAGACUGCAAUCCGUGGAGGAAUCUUUGCACUCAAACCAAGAGAAGAUUAAAGUCCUUUUGAACGUAAUUCAAGACUUGGAAAAAGCCAGAGCCCUCACUGAAGGGCGUAACUUCUACAGAACUGGCCAGGACCUCAACAACUGCAGCACUUGUCAGAACACAGCAUGCAUCAUAUACAGUGUAGAAUACGAUUUCCGACAGCAAGAGGGGAGGUUCCAUCAAGUCCUAAGUAGUCUGGACCAAGUAGAACCACCACCAGAGACAGCCCUACCACCAAAGCCGCCAGCAGAGCCUCCUGCUCCUGAAAAACAGGACUUACGGAGGAAAACCAAAAAGGUGAAGAAGAAAUGUUUCUGGUGGAUUUGAGUUUGUUAGAGCACCGCACUCCUCAAACUGCCUUCCCAAGGUGGGGAAGCCAAGUGCCAUGUCCUCUCCUGCUUGGUAGCCAAACUGCUCAAGAGACCACCAAGGUCAUCCCAGGAGGUGUCCAAAAUACAGUCCUAAUCAGAGAUGGGACAGGCAGGCCUCAGCAGGGUUGGGACCAGUCACACAAUGGGACUCAAAAGCAGAAGGAGCAGGUCCCACUUGCUAAAGGUUUUGCAGAUACUCCAAUGCCAACUUGCAGAGCUCCCUUUCAAACAUAUUUGGUUUCAUAGGGCAGGAAGAAGGUUGCCAGCAGCCAUUCACAUGCUCUUUCAUUACCCCAGCACCCUACAGUGACCCACCCACCUACACCAUGAAUAUAAAUACUCUCUGACCUAGGCUCACAGACAGGGAAAGGGAAUAGGUUCAGAGACAUGGGGGUACCCAAAGGCUACUCCUCGGCUAUCCUAGGAAAACAAAGAGCCCCAACCCACAGGUUUCUGAGACAUCAGCAAUAUUUAAGCACAAAAAGAGGUCAAACGGCAUGGUAGCCCUAAUUUGUUGGUAAUUUUUCAUUCCUUAAUUAGAAAUUUGAGCCCAAAUUAAUUAUUUAAUAAUCUUGUGACAAUUAAAUGUUAUUAGGACUUGCAAAGAGGUCCUAAUUCUAAACACGUGCGCACACACACACACACAUCCCAAUACCCUGGUCAGGAUUAUAACUGGUUGCCCAUUUUAUCAUCCACUGAAUUUUCAGCAAAUAAGCAUGGUAUAGGAAGGAUAAGAAGGAUUUUUGUCAUGACACUCAUGCACACGUGUCAUCUAGUCAUAGAUCCCCAGGGUUCCCCUUAACAAGGUAGGAACAAGAGGAUCUGACCCCCUUUCAGCCUCUCUUGUAACCAAAAAAUAAUUAAUUAUGUAAAACCAACUAAUAUGGCAGCUGAAUCUAACCUUUCCUGUCAGUAGAAUGUAAGCUCCUUGAGGGCAGAGACUGUUUUGUUUAUGUUUUUGUAUCCCUAGCACCUAGCACAGUGCCUUGCACACAGUAGGUGUUUAAUAAAUGGCUAUUGAAUUGAAUUGGCUGAGGCCUCAAUUAAAUCCCCAUGAGAUUUUAAAAAAUAAUAUUUAAUGCCACAAUAUUCAGGUGCCCCUACCCAUUAUUCUGGUUUUUUUUUUUGUAUUGUCAAUUUUAUAAUAAUUCCAUCAUAUGUUCAGCUAUUCCAAUAGCCUUGCUGAUCAUUUCAAAUCAGCUUUAGGAUCCUGCAGUUUAUUAAUCUGAGGCAUAUCUCUUCACAGUGAGCUAGAAAUGAGAGCCUGAUGGGAAGAAGUUGCAGAAUUGGGUAUGGAGAUAAAUCUCCUAUUUCUACUAAGCUCUGAUUUCUUAUGAGUACCCAUGGCUAAUUUCCCCCUAGAUUCUAAACCUGAGAGAGCAGUCUAAUUUUAAUGGUGGACAAAAUCUCAAAAAUAAUGUAAUUAGAUUUCUGCUGUACAUUCAUGGGGAGUGAGAGCAAGGGUCAGAAAGCUUCUUGAUUAAAUUAAACCCAAUGGAAGCUUGUUAAGACAGUCAUCUUUCAAUACAGGAGAAGUAGAAGAGACCCACUCAGAGUGUUUAUGGGCUAUAGAGAUCUGGUGUAUCAUUCAAUGGAGGGAUUCCUAAUAGGCCAGUGGUGGAGUCAUCUGGUGGAGAUUCUGGAGGACAGUCACCUACUCAUGGUUGUACACAGGAAGCACUGGCCCCAUCCCAAAUCGAGGCCUCUUGAGAAAAUCUCACCAACAGUGUCACCUUCCCACAUGACGGCAGUGCAGUCAAACAGAGCCAUUUCAGUGCAAGGAGAAAAAUUUCAGGAAAGUUGCCAAGAAAUCACAUCACAGAGUUGCUGAAGCAGCUUCUGUCUAAUUUCUAGGGUAGUACCUAGCCUCACACAAAGAGACUCUAAUAAGGCCCAGAAUGCACAAAUAAAACCAAGGAAUGUUAUAAGAAAUAUGCUUAUCAUAGAAUCUCUUCCUGAAGCCACCUUUAAAUACAGCAAUAGCUAAAUGCCACAGAUACUUAUUUCUGCAUCUCUGUAUGUACAGCCAAUUCUCAAAUGACCCCAUCUAUGAAAAAGAUCAAUAAUAUGGAUAAUUUAAAACAAUAUUAAUCGAAAAUUCAAUUAUACUUUGUUUUGGAAUAUGUGAUUUUUUUGCAGUGCAUUUGCCAUCUUAAUUAUUCCUUAAGUUAAUUUUAAAUGUCUAUUUCAUCUGAACACAUAUCAACUAUAUUUCAAGAGGGUGGCCCAGGACUAAGCUGAAUAAUUUAAAGAAGCCAGGAUGUGGGUCAAUCUUUCUAUGUGGAUAGCAUAUACUUGUAGAAAUGACAGUUUAUAGUGUAAGGAUGCCUAUUAGAUAGAUAUCCACAACUACACAAGCCCACGUAGACCCAUGUAUGUGCUCUAUUGCAGGAACUCACAGUAGCCUCAGAGAAUAUAAGGGGAUCAGGACUAGGUUCUGAAAACAAGCAAAGAAAAACUGAACAGGAAGGCUAGCAAUGGUUUUAUACCAAAGCACAGUCCAGCUGCUCCUAGGACCUGCUUCUGGAACAAGAGAAGGGAGUUCCUCAGUAUUAAGCCUGUCCAAAUCAUGGAAGUGAGAUGAGCCUUGUCACAACUUCUCUUUCCAACCAAUAAAAUGGUCUCUGAAUUAUUCCAAACUCCCAUUAAAACAGUAAAAACAAAAACAAUAACAACAACACAGAGAAACCCAAACCCCUACUCAUCUCCUCACAGGAAGAUAGACCUUCUUCAUUGUAAAAUAAUGUAUAGCAUCUGCCACCAUGAUUUUACCGAAAUAUUACACUUGAAGUUACUCUUUUUUAUGGAGAAAGAUCCAUCUAGCAAAAAAUUCUUUUGUAUAACAUAGAGGAAACAUGGACUAACACCAACACAUUCUACAUUGUGGGAGUUUCCAUAGCUACUUUCUCCGUAGUGGAAUUAAAAAAAGAUUACUCACUAUACUUGGUACUUAAAGCUAGCUGCUCCAUAGAGCAUCUUCUUUAAAAUGACAUACUAAUGUAAUGUUUUGUAAAUUUCUAAAUGGUUUU
Messenger RNA from Dromiciops gliroides (monito del monte), 5887 nucleotides. It is a transcript of the gene INSYN2B, whose product is annotated as inhibitory synaptic factor family member 2B. The coding region runs from base 1219 to 2814 and encodes 531 amino acids. The transcript is spliced from 6 exons. Gene Ontology annotation, biological process: inhibitory postsynaptic potential. NCBI's taxonomy places the organism in Eukaryota, Metazoa, Chordata, Mammalia, Microbiotheria, Microbiotheriidae. Gene Ontology annotation, cellular component: postsynaptic density. The record is from RefSeq and is a predicted model, not a curated record.